Messenger RNA from Bursaphelenchus okinawaensis, 1784 nucleotides. Lineage: Eukaryota; Metazoa; Nematoda; Chromadorea; Rhabditida; Aphelenchoididae. The record is from the annotation of a GenBank genome assembly.
AUGGUGGAUAAGAAAGAAUCAGAUGAGUUGAUGAAAGCCGUGGACACGGAGCUUCUUGAAGCUGCUGUAGAUAAUGGGGAUUGGUAUGUGACGGAUUCGUUCAGACAACUUGGAAAAUACGCGUUCAAAGGGCUUUGUGGGUAAGUUUUUGCGAUUUUUGGGUAGUCUAAUAUAGGAAAAUUGAUGGAAGUGAGGGGGAAUGGAGGAUUUUUGAGCUGAUUUGAGUUUUAUUAGUUGGAGGGAUGUCUUGAGUAUCUUUUUGUUCAAUUUUAUGUUGUUUGACUGUAUGUGACUGUGUGCUUUUAAGCGAACCUUGAGGAACAUCUAGAAAUAUAGGUAUUGACCUUGUUUUUGUGACAGAACUUUUUUGAAAGUGGAGGUGUUGGCCUGAAAUUUGGAUAAAUUGUGGACUGUUUAAUACUUUAACUAUUUGUAAAACAGAUUUUUUAAUUUUUCUGUUUUAAAAAAGUUAUGGCCAAAAGCGUGCGAUGUACCUUCUUGCCAAUGUUAAUAUUUUAUAAUUUUUUAAUAAUUAAGCAUCUUAACCUCUUAAUUUUUAGGUCUCUGAUUCUAGUCCUCUUUAUUGCGCUUCUUAUUGGUUCAUUGCGUUACUUUGGUGGAGAGCAACAUCAAGAACCGUCACUCAAGCGUCUUUACUUUAACCAAGUAACCAUGUUCCUGUACACAAUCAAAGUCUCAUUUCUGCCGGGCGGUGAUUAUCUGGCAUUCAAAAGGAUAUUGGGAGGAUAUAUAACAAAGCGAUUUGAAAAUUUUCUUGAGUUAUCUAGGAUGGUUGUGUAAGUUCCGUCAAAUUUGGUUGAAACUCUACUAUAAUAUUGGAUUUUUGGCUUUAAAAGUCAUUUUUAGGUAUUUUUGAUAAAUUUUUUUAGUGGAUUAGCUAGAUAUAAUGUUGUUUUAACUUUAGAGAAGCAAUUGACAAGCAAGACGCAUCGAAUUUGACUCGAAAUUAUGAUAAAAUCAUCAAAGGAGCCGAGUUUUACAUUGGUCCAAUGUUUUUUUCGUUGGCAAUCGCUGCAUCUCGAAUCCCAUUGUCCAUCUUCUACACAUACGCGUUGAGUGAUGUCUUCUGCACAGUAAGGAAUUUAUUUUAACUUGUUUAAUGCCUUAGGUUUGCUUUAAUUAAGUUUUAAAGUGUGUCAACUCAACCAAGAAUUAUAUUGUUUUAGUCUCGACUUGGAGCCCUUUUCCUGGCCUUUUUCUCGUUCACUAUCGGAAUUCUGCCUCUAGGCUUGGUGGAUGUGGUAAACCUGAUCAACGCCGUAACCUUCAACGACACCUACCUUUCAUUUGUCAUCACAUUCGUAUGCAUCAUGAUGUCCACGUACGGUCGUAUCAUAUACGGUGGCGUUAUGGGUAUCAAAUGGAAGCUGAUCGAGCAAAACAUCUUCGAACCAUUAGCCAUAUAUUCCCCCAAGACUAGACAUUACCAGAAUUUGGCAAAGGAUUUCAUGAAGAACUUGAGAGAUCAGCAUGAUUCCAAGAGUUUUUGGAGAUAUCGACCAUUGGACGAAGUUCCAGUCCCAGUACUGUUCAGUUAUGCGGUUGUUGGCAUCUCAUUGUUGGUCCUGAUCCCAGUGGUGUUCCGGAAGUUGGCCAAAGAGAGAUUGUUGGAACAAAGAGAGGAAAAAGAGGCAGAGAAGAGAAGGAUCGCGAGAGAAAGAGAGGCCGAGAGAUGGGCAGAGAAGGGAGAGCAAAUCAGAGAAGCCUUAAAGAAGGAGGCGGCCCAGGAAUUAACCAAAAAGGCAGACGAAUCUCACGCUUAA